Messenger RNA from Drechmeria coniospora, 543 nucleotides. RefSeq names its product putative acetyltransferase protein. Bases 1 to 543 code for a protein of 180 amino acids. The transcript has a single exon. Lineage: Eukaryota; Fungi; Ascomycota; Sordariomycetes; Hypocreales; Ophiocordycipitaceae. The record is from RefSeq and is a predicted model, not a curated record. Gene Ontology annotation, molecular function: acyltransferase activity, transferring groups other than amino-acyl groups.
AUGACGCAAAAGACGCGACUCGCCAUCCGCGCCGCCACUACCGCCGACGCGGCCGCCGUCCUCGGCCUCAUCCGGUCCGCCUACCGGGGCGAGUCGAGCCGGGCGGGCUGGACGACGGAAGCCGACCUCGUGGCCGACGACCGCAUCGACGAAGCCGGCCUGCUGUCCAAGAUAGAGCAUCCCCAAGGCGUCAUCUUCGUCGCCCACGACGACGGCGGCCGGCUCGCGGGCUGCUGCGAGCUCGUGCGGCUGGAGAAGGGUGACAGCGCCUACUUUGGCCUCUUCGCCGUCGAUCCCACGCGUCAGGCCGGCGGCAUCGGUCGCAGCAUCCUCGCGCACGCCGAAGGCGAGGCCAAGGCCGUCUGGGGCGUCGGCAGGAUCGAGCUGCGCGUCAUCUGGACGCGCUCGGAGCUCAUCGACUGGUACGUGCGGCGGGGGUACCUCGACACGGGCCGCACGGAGCCCUUUCCGUACGAAGAUCUGGUGAACGGCAAGGCGCUGCGGAACGAUUUGCACUUUGCCAUUCUUGAAAAGGUGCUGUGA